ACAUGGAGCUACUGCUGAGCAGCAGUUCUCUUCUCGGUGAUUCAACAAUCCGAAUUGCACUCGGUAUCAGUGAUGAACUGUGGAAAGAGACAUUUGCCAAGUACGAAGGACACCAUUCCUAGAUUGUCGCGCCAAUAAUCCUCAGACCCAAGAAUCGAGGUCUUAUACCUCUCAGGGACAAGAGCAUCUCCAGCAAGCCCAAGAUCGUAGCGAACUACAUGGAUGAUCCUGAUGACGUCAGGGUCCUCAUAGCUGAGAUCAGAGCCACCAUUGCUCUGAGCGAAACAAACCCAAUGCGUAAGCUUGGCUCGCGACUGAUUGACGUUGUGCUUCCCUCCUGCGAGCAGCAUCCAUUUAACUCCGAUGCCUAUUGGGAAUGUGCGUUGCGCACUUGGACCUUGACCCUCUAUCGAUACUCCGGCACCUGCAAAAUGCGACCGUGGAACGAUUCGACGGCUGUUGUCGAUCCUAUACUAAGGGUGAUCGGUAUCAAAGGACUUCGAGUGGCAGAUGCAUCUAUAAUACCCGAAAUUCCAUCGGCUCACCUAAGUGUACCAACUUACAUGAUAGCCGAAAAGUUGGCAGACAUGGCCAAGCAGGACUGGGGUUAUCCCACGGAUCCACUUCCAUCAUAAAUAAUGAACGAGAUCGAAAGGGAAAUCAAGGUGCUCCCAAGCUUGAAUUUAAACCUGGUACCAACUGCCAUUGUUUAGCUCGUAACGGGUGAAGACACGAGACAUCCCUGACAUGGAAUUUCACUGAUUUUCUCCAAAUAGCCAAUAACUAAUCACGACGUAUUAACAAUAGCAUUCGUGAUGGAGUUCGCAGCUACUUAAGCCAAAAUAUGCCCGCAAUGUAAAAUUUCCAAAAUUCUUGACUGUCCGAAAUAAAUGGGCCUUUAGACAAAAAUUCCUAUCUCUAAUUCACAAUUCUAAACCAUUAGACAGUCUUUAUAAUUGUCUAGUCGCAAAAAUACAAUUAACAAAAUAAAGCAAGGAAAUUUGCGCAAGGGUGCAGCUGCAGCUGCUUCCAUGUCUGACGAUUAUGUUGCGUCGUAUUGGAUUCUAUGAAUGUCACGAGUGUCACGAGUCAUCCAAUUAAUCCGUAGCUAUCAUAUUUAGAAAUAUCAACAUGUCUUAUGUUCGAUAAGUCACAGUCUAACGAUAAUAUUACAGUUUCUACGUGAGUGAAUGUGUUCACAGACGCAAACGCCCGCCAAUUUCCUUUUCUACUGCCAUUGUUUUCUUUUGGUGAUGAUUGGAACUUACUUAAAAUGAUGAUAUUUCUAAAUAUUUAAUAUUUAUUUUCUCGAGAACGCUGCAACCGAUUUCAUUCGGGCAAAUUGCAUUUUGUUCUAUUUUCAACGGAGAAUAUGUCAGUGCCCAUUGGGGAAUAAGUCGUGGAACACCCUGUAUAUAUAAUUUUGAAAAAUGCAGCAGUGCUAACUAUUUAUUUCGGACUAAUUAGCGUUUGCUCUAUGAAGUAAUAACUCCUAGAGGCACAUACAUAUAAGCUCUCCAAUUUUAUAAACUUCUGCCUCGUCCUGAAGUGACGAGAGUAUUCAGUCUUUAAAGGGGUAAUGGUUUAAAUUGGAUUGGAAAAAUUAUUAACUCUCUGCUAGCCGCGUGAAUUUUAUUGACGAGUUCAAGCGUGUGGUAGUUGUAGAUAAUUCUAAUUUAUUAUGAAACAGAACGCCAGUUUUUACGUUUUCUUUUAUCUUUUUUUUGAGUUUCACGGGCAUAGUCCUAACACGAAUUCUCCAUCGAGCACGAGAAACGGUCUACAAGUGUAGACCAAGCUUUUAACGAAGGGUUAAAUGUGAGAUUUAACAGUCCCUGAAUUGCUACGAAAUAUGGAACCAGUAGAGAGAAGGAUACAUAAAUUUUAAGAAGUCUUGCAGGCACGUCUGUAGAUGUAAGAAUAUUUAAAAAAUGCAAAUAAAAAUAAAAGAAACAAUGGAUAUGAAAUAGGUAGUAGUAAAUUGGCCAUAGUAGUCCAUUCCUAAGUUUCCCCUGUUCAGUGCUGA
Cephus cinctus (wheat stem sawfly) is the source of this 2026-nucleotide messenger RNA. Its product is annotated as glucose dehydrogenase [FAD, quinone]-like. The record is from RefSeq and is a predicted model, not a curated record. Gene Ontology annotation, molecular function: flavin adenine dinucleotide binding; oxidoreductase activity, acting on CH-OH group of donors. The coding region runs from base 219 to 635 and encodes 138 amino acids. Lineage: Eukaryota; Metazoa; Arthropoda; Insecta; Hymenoptera; Cephidae. The transcript has 2 exons.